This is a messenger RNA of Dermatophagoides farinae (American house dust mite), 995 nucleotides long. RefSeq lists its product as uncharacterized. Lineage: Eukaryota; Metazoa; Arthropoda; Arachnida; Sarcoptiformes; Pyroglyphidae. The record is from RefSeq and is a predicted model, not a curated record.
AAAUUAAUUCCAUUCAUUCGAUGUAAUUGAUGGCGAGCACAUGACAUUGGGCGACAAAAAUGAGUAUCCUAAAAUCUGUUUCAUUGUGGCCAUUGUUGUUGUUGUUGUUGUUGUUGUCAUCGGCUAUUUUAAUGGCAGCAGCCGAUACAAAUUCCAGUGAUGAGGACAAACGGACAAUUUCCUGGCGACAAACAAAUGAUAAUCUGGCCAAAGAGAAACCAACACCACCGAUGGAGAGUUUUGUCAUACUGCAUGAACAACAGGAUCCGGAUGAAAGUCUACUUGGACGUGAAUUUGAACAUCUGAAAACAUUCCUGGCCAACAAUAUGCCAGCGAUGAAUCCAGUGCAGGCAAUUUCCUCCUGGAUCACGACACCAAUGAGACGAUUGUGGUCUCGACGAGAAAGUGGUCAUCGUUCAGUGAUGAACGAUACGAUAAACGCAAUUUACAAUCGUCUCAUUGAUUAUGGCUUCCACUCGGUGGGCAUCAGUGAUUCAUGCCGAGAGUUGGCCAUAUGCAAUACGUCCAACUACAUUCUCACACAAAUGCCUGCAUUCCUCGAAAGCUAUGGUCGCGAGCGAUUGAUGAAUUUUCCGACAUCAGUGUUUGGCAAUCAUGAUUACACGAAUGCCUGGAUAGUGGGCCUAAGUUCGGCCGAACCAUCAUUCUGUCCAUCGUUGUUUGCGUGCGAUAAUACAGUCAUCACUAAUAAUAUGGAUAUGAAUAUGAUUUCCACCGAAAAGAUACCGAUUCAGGUGAAUCAACAGACAGCCUAUUACAUGGAUGCUUCCAACGCAAACAAUGAAGGACAGCGUCAACCACCACCACCUCUGAUGCUUUUGAUCGAGGUCAUAGCAGCCAAUUCAACUGGACAUUAAUUUAUAAAUGCACACACAAACAGACAAACAGAAUAUUGAAAUGAAAAUGGUGUCUAUGAACAGCUCUUUAAACUGUUUAAAACACGUGACACGGUUUCAUGUUUUGACAACAACAAC